This is a messenger RNA of Nylanderia fulva, 1137 nucleotides long. The record is from RefSeq and is a predicted model, not a curated record. NCBI's taxonomy places the organism in Eukaryota, Metazoa, Arthropoda, Insecta, Hymenoptera, Formicidae.
AUGAAUAAACGGCAAAAAUGUAAAAGAAAGUCAGGAACAGAUUGUCAUUACGGUCCGCAAUCACAAAAACCUGAUCUUCUACCCGAGGUUUUUGAACAACUUCGACAAAAUCAUUUGGAAAAGUUGUUUAAAAAUGGGAAAAAUUGGAGACAAAUUGAACGUAAUACAAUAAAGCAAAGUAAUUCAGAUUUGUGGCAUUCACUGAGACAGGAACUGUUGACGGCGUCUAAUUUUGGAAUUGUUUUAGCUGCAUUACGCUUUUAUGCAUCAGGCAGUUAUCAGAAUUGCAUAGGAAAAAAUAUUCACAUGGCUAUUAGUCAACCUUCGAUCAGCAGAUGUGUUCGAAAUGUGACUAAUAUUCUUAAUCGUCCAGAAAUAUUUAACACUUGGGUAUGCUUUCCUAACAACCUUCAAAAGCUGCAGCAACUACGUAACAAAUUUUGGAUUAAGCAUCGCUUUCCUGGAGUGAUUGGUUGUAUAGACUGCACUCAUGUAGCAAUUGUUCCACCUCCUAAAGAAGAUGAGAAUUAUCCUGAACAUAUAUAUGUAAAUAGAAAAGGAUAUCAUUCAAUUAAUGUACAAUUGAUAUGUGAUUCUGAUCUUAGGAUUAUGAAUGUUAAUGCCCGAUAUCCAGGAAGCACGCACGAUUCGUAUAUCUGGAAUAAUAGUAAUGUUCUUCCUAUAAUGCAAGAUAUUUACAAUCGUGGACACAACUUUUUUUUACUAGGUGAUUCCGGUUAUGCGCUUAGACCUUGGAUGAUGACUCCAAUAAUGGACAAUAAUCUUAAUAUUGCAACAAGAAGAUACAAUGAUCGGCAAAAGAGCACUAGAUCGCUUAUUGAACGUUGCAACGGUGUUUUAAAGAUGAGAUUUCGUUGCUUGUUGAAACAUAGAGUCUUGCAUUACCGACCAGAUGUGUGCUCAAAAAUUAUCAAUGCUUGUACCAUAUUACAUAAUAUGUGCAUUCAUGAUAAAGUGCCUUUACCUGAUGAAGCAUUUGAAGAUGAAGUAUUGGAUUUUGGUAUGCUAAAUGUUAUGGAUGGUGUAAACGAACCCGGAAUAAAUUUAAAUAGAAAUAUUGAACUAAUAGCUGGAAGAAGAAUUCGCAAUAAUCUAAUACGACAUUACUUCUCUUGA